GGAAGUGACCUUGUGACCUGUGGAGCAGGAAGUCCUUACAGUGCUUCUACAAGCCAAGCGAUGCUCAAGUAAAUUUAUUUUCCAGCGAGAGAAAGGCUAAAUGGCAAGUAAGACAUUACAACAAGAGUUUCCACUGCACUGGCUGGCCUGGCACAAUAACUAUGAGGAACUCGAUCGGGUGCUGAAGAAAAAACAGCAUGACAUCGAGUUGAAGGAUCCAAGAGGCCGCACACCGGUCCAUCUGGCGGUGAGUCUGGGCCAUUUGGAAAGCACACGUGUGUUGCUGAGACAUGGAGCAGAUGCCAUUGCAGAGAACAAAGGGUGCUGGUCAGUGCUACAUGAGGCUGUGUGCAGUGGAGACCCAGAACUGGUGCAGUUGGUACUGCAGUACCGAGAUUUCCAGCGUUAUAACAAGCGCACCGUUGGUGUGCCAGAACUCUUGCAGAAACUCAAGGAGUCACAAGACUUCUAUGUGGAGAUGAAGUGGGAAUUCACCAGUUGGGUGCCCCUCAUAUCAAGGAUGUGCCCAAGUGAUACAUAUCGGGUGUGGAAAAGUGGUUCCAGUGUGCGGAUCGAUACUACUCUGCUGGGAUUUGACAACAUGUCUUGGCAGCGAGGCAGCCGCAGCUACAUUUUCAAAAGUUCAGGCACUGGCGCAGCAGUGAUGAUGGAGGUUGAUCACGAUAACAAGGAUGUCUACUCCGAGACCAUCCGCACAUUACCUGUGGCAGCUGAUCCUUCCCUUAUGCGACCAUCCGAGGAAGCUGUUGCUGCACGACUUACAUCCCCAGUUGUUACCACCUAUAUUGAUACAAAUAGGAUUUCCUUUGAAAGGAGCAGAUCAGGGCUGUGGGGGUGGCGCAGUGACAAGAUGGAAUCUGUUAAUGGGUAUGAGUGUAAGGUAUUUGGUGCCAAUAAUGUGGAACUGAUUACCAAGUCACGGACAGAGCAUCUAACAAAACAAGACAAAGAACGGUCCAAACGGAACAACAAGACACCCCUUGAAACUUUUCUUGGGGCCACUGAAGAUCCAACCCUCAGCCAGUCUAGUAGCAAUGGCAAUGGGACAAUCAGUCUUGUGUCAUACAACCCCUCCUCAAUCACUCCAGAAGAAUAUUUUAAUGCUCAUGUUGACUUGGGUGACCGCGAUAUUGGCCGCCCCAUUGAGCAGUCCACGAAGGUUCAGAAGUUCAGGGCAACGCUGUGGCUGUGUGAAGAUUUCCCGCUGUCACUACAGGAACAAGUCCUGCCUAUCAUCGAUCUCAUGGCUACCAGCAAUGCUCACUUCGCUAAGCUCCGUGACUUCAUUACGCUGCAACUGCCCUCUGGAUUUCCUGUUAAAAUUGAAAUUCCUCUUUUCCAUGUACUCAAUGCCAGAGUUACUUUUGGCAAUAUCUUUGGUUCAGUGACGCCUGCCAACCAUGUUAAUGUGAUUCAAGAAAUGCCCAUGGCAUGUUCAGUAGAUGAACGAUGUUUUGAAGCACCAUCCACAUACAACCGGAGUGGCGAUGCACAUCACGAGCGGCUUCGUGAUGAAGAUGAUGAGCUGCUGCAGUUUGCCAUCCAGCAGAGUUUGGUGCAGUCUGGAACAGAAGAGGAACAGGUGACAUUCUGGGAGGCUUUGAAUCGCAGUCAUCCUGGCUCAAACCCUGAGGAGGAUGACAGGCAAAUGCAAAGGGCUAUAGCAGCAAGCUUAAUGAACACACCAAGUUCCGCCCCAAUGGCUAUGGAGGGGCCUGCUGCAAGGUCGGUGCCACCUGCUCCCCGAGCCCUGGUUGAUGACGAAGAACAGCUGCGACUGGCCCUGCAGUUGUCACAGCAAGAUGCAGAAGCAGCAGCUGAGCAACAGCGGCAGGAAGAGGAGGAACUGGAGCGCAUUCUGCAGCUAUCGCUGACGGACAAAUGAUGCUAGGCAGCAUGCAAAGACUCCCCUGGUCUCUGCACAGAAGAUUCCCUCCUGUGUAAGGGAGAUCACAAAGUGUUGCUUACACAUGCAUGUGUCCAUAUCCUAUGCAGAUGUUGAGUCCAGGUUUGGGAGUUGGGGCCAUCAUUCAGCAGACGGUCAUUUUCUGCUCGUGUCUCCCAUGUAAUCACAAGCCUUGGAUUUUAUGUGAAGGAGGUGCAGAACUAAAUGCGGCUUUUUUAUCACUUGUUUGUUUUUCCUCCACAGAAGCGUUGAAUUGACAGAAGCGAGGCACAGUGUUUGCUUUUUGUUGUUGCUGGAAAAAAAAUAAGACUUAUGUUUUGGAGAUGGAGUGACUUAGUGUAGUAAAAAUGGAUGAAAAUAACUUGUAAAUGUGCUUGCCUUAUGUAUACAUGUGUGUAUAUUUGUAUACAUGUGUGUAUAUUCGCAAGAGGAAAAAUGCAUUCGUGUAUUUCAUGCUCACUUGCAGAAUUUCUUGCAUUAUCUGCAACAAUCUGUUUCAUGUCUGUUUAUAAAUUUGUACCAGAAAACCAUAUCAGAAUGAGAUUUUUCUACACCUUUACCUGUUCUGGUAAAGUGUUGCCAGCAGAGUGGUGAGGCUUCUUUGUACAAGUGUGAGCAUAAUCUAAUUUUUAACAAAUCUCAUGAUGUAUAAUAAUUCAUUUAUGAAAUCUGCAAUAAUUUUAAGAUCAACUAUUUUUAGCAGCUUGUUCACAAAAAGUUCAUCACAUCAGUUUGAUCAAAAUUUUAGCAGUUGAAACAUGAAGAAAGAUUCUUACCUGAAAAUGCAAUAUGGUGCAGUCCAGUAAAAUGAAAGCUGGCAUGGUUUUAAAAAUAGACAAUGGCCAAAAUUCCUUUUUUUGAAAACGAGAGAAUUCCAUUGGCAAAGGUUGAUUCGUACUGAGCUAUGGCAUUUUCUGCGAAGCAUUUUCAAGUGGGCUAACUGACUAGCUGAAGCUUUCAUGGACUAGACAUUUUGCUUAUCUGCAUGCAUACAUGUGUGCUUGUCUGCAUCCAAGUGCGAGCUUGUUUCCUCUAGUCAUUUUUAGCAAGCUGUGAUGAGAGGUCUGCUAUUUAGGCACAAUGUCUGAGAUUAGUAGUCACUAGUGUUCUGUGAAUUCAAAUAUUAGGGUCAGUGAUGUGUUUUACUUGCAAUUUUGUGUCUAAAUAACCUGUCCUGAACCAACACUGAAAAUCUGGAAUGGUAAAGAAGCUUGAUGAUUCAUUGGAUCAGUUGUAUGCUUUACAUUCCUGAUAUAAAUUUCAUUUGCACUCCAAAUGAGGGUGGUGAGAAAAUAUGAAUCUGCUUACUGAAAAUAACAUUAGCUGUUGACAGAUAGGCUGGCAUGACAGCUUUGUUGUAAGUCUGAGCACAUAAUUUUGCUGUGUAAGGUAUUAUUGUGUUCAUGCACAUAGAAAAAACAAUUCUUUCCCAGAUAUGUGUGUGAGAAACUGUUGGUGCAGGACUAAUAUUUGUUCAUUGGUGCAGGUCACAGACUUUGCAGCAGCAAACUUUUUAAAUAAUUUAAUCCUUGCUAUGAUUCCCCUGUAAGUUUUCACCAUUAAUAAUUCUAGAUGGUAUAGUUUUUAAUGAUGGACAUGGCUGUGUGUGUGUGUGUGAGGGAUUCUAGGUACACGGUAGUGCAUUUGUGUUUACUGCCAUCUCUUUAUAGAUUAAGCGGUAAGUUGAAGCAUGUGAGCUAGGAACUAAGAAAGUACAUAGAAACAUGCUGAAGUAGUAAGUGCUAGUUCUUGUCAUUAAUGUGCUUUCUUACAUGCAUUCCGUUUUUGUGAAGGAGAUUUGUUUGUGUAACAAAAGGGGACAUACCUUUCACAUACAAACGCACACACACCGCUUAGGUAUGGGGUAUGUAUACCUGUGCAGAACAUGUUUGUGUAGGAAUACAUACCUAGCACUUUGCAUAAAUGACAGAGUGCAAAAAACAUGCAGUUAUGUGGUUUGUCUCCUUGUGUGAGUGUUUGAGUGGAUAUAUCCUUGCAGUACACACGCCUGGCUAUAGAAAUUAAGAAACGCUGAAGCAUUAGUACAAUAUAAAUUAUUCUUGUGUACAUUUUAGCAUGCUUCACUUCCUGUUGUAGACGAGAGCCCUAGUGCUUUGAAGUUUAUGUACAACUGGUGAUUAUGUUGUGCACACUUUUGUACAAACAUUUGCAUCCACACAGUGUAAAUGAUAAAAGGCUUCUUAAUGUGUUACAUUGAUAUUCGAUAUUGUUGUUUAUCUUGUUCACUGGUUGGUUUUACUGUUUUGCCUUUUAAAUAACCUGUACAGAGAAUGCUGUAGACUGUGGUAGUUGUCCUCCACUGGAUUGACUCACAGAUUCUUUCCCUUUAGCCAUAUAGUCUUGGGUUACUGCCUAAAGUAAGCCAAACGGACUGUGCAGAACAGGGAGAGGUCAUAAACAUUUAAUAUCAUUGUUGACUGGAUUCGUUUUUCUCAGAGGCUGAACACAGUUGACUGGGCUCAUCACUGAAAUAUUUUAAAGAUUUUUCCUGUAGAUUAAGCAGGGAUAUUUUGACAAAGACAUUUAUCAUUGAUUUAUGUUUCAUUAAAUUGUGGCUUUCAUUUUCUUUGACCUCAUCCUUUACUUUCUGCCCCAAACAUUGUAAUAAAAGGCCUCAAACAUAUGGCGAUGAUAUUUAAGAAUGCCCUCUACAUUGUAAUAAAAUGCCUCAGAUGAAGAUGAUAUUUGAAGAAAUUACAAGAGGCUUUUGUAGAGUGGGUGGUAGCUAUGCAACCACUGUCACUACAUCAGCUAUGCCGUGACCUCUUGACCUUAAUUAAGUGGUGAGGAAGCUUAGAAAGUAUGCAGUUAAAGCAUUAAAUGACCUAAUGGUAACAGGUUUGACAAUAUUUGACCCCAAUCAUGAACUGGCCAAGCAGAUCUUGAUGGUAAAUCCUAUGAUUAUUGCUAAGAAGAAAACUAUUUCUUUUUCAAAGUUCUGCAAAAUAAGCAGAAGUGGUGAGAAAACUAUUCUUGCAAAGAUUUGUGCUCAGUGGUCUACUUCUUUUUGCUAGCAUCCAUGUCCCCUAAAAAUGUUAACAUUUUAAUUUUUGAACCUUUUUCACCAAGGAAUGACAGUUCAUUAACCGCCCUAGCAUAAAGACACGAUAACUGUGACUCCUUGAUAUUUAGUGCAUUAUGUUUAUGUAACUCUCUAGACAUUGUGAGUCAGCUGAGAUUACUGAGGUAUAUCAUUUUUUUUUAAAGAUUUGCACAGUGAUUAAUUUAUUUACAACAUUUUUUUCAUGCUGAGGAAAUUCUUCAGUUGGUUGGUGCAUGAUAUUGAGUAUAGAAGUGAUUGUGUUUUAUGCUUAAUACACAUAUUCACUCAUGCAAGUCUGGGUUUGCACAGACACGUGUACACACAAGCAUGCACACACUCACACAAACGCAGAUACAGUAAUGCUAUUUGUAAACUAGGCAGUUGUAAAGAAGUGAGCUUUUCUGACAGAAUGGAAGCUUUUGGUAGCUUUGAGCACAGUGGCUAUUUUUCUUGGCUUGUUUGACGAAGUGUGUGCAUGAACACCAUUCUGUGUAGGAUUCAUAUGCAGCACAUUUAUUUAGUUAUGGUUUGUAUGAUAAUUUGGACUGUAAAGCUGUGCUUUUCAACUGUCAAGAAAUCUAUAAAGCUGCAGAAAAAACAUUACGAUGUAUUAGAAGUGUCAAUAGAAGGCUAAGCAGCAUUCUUGGCCACUAAAGUCAUCACUAAUAGUCAUCAGAUAUCAGCCUAUAGUAGGUAGCAGGAUGGUUAGAAUAGUCAUCAGAUAUCAGCCUAUAGUAGGUAGCAGGAUAGAAUAGUCAUCAGAUAUCAGCCUAUAGUAGGUAGCAGGAUGGUUAGAAUAGUCAUCAGAUAUCAGCCUGUGGGACCCCGGGGUAUGCUUGCCUAGCAAGCAUUGUAAGAACAGGGUCCCUGCCGUCCAGCCAGACAUGUCGUAAGAGGCGACUAAGGUGGACACCUCACCUAGAGGUAAAAUAGGUUAGGGUAGGGCUAACAACCCCACCAUGUAAAAAAAA
Pomacea canaliculata is the source of this 5962-nucleotide messenger RNA. RefSeq names its product ankyrin repeat domain-containing protein 13D-like. Lineage: Eukaryota; Metazoa; Mollusca; Gastropoda; Architaenioglossa; Ampullariidae. The record is from RefSeq and is a predicted model, not a curated record. Gene Ontology annotation, cellular component: cytoplasm. The transcript is spliced from 14 exons. Bases 101 to 1906 code for a protein of 601 amino acids. Gene Ontology annotation, molecular function: protein binding.